GGAGACAGGCAGCAGUGUUAUCAACUUGUUCAUACUGAAAUUUUCUCCGCUUUCAGAUCCUUUGAGCGGCACAGCGGAGGUGCAGCGAGAUCACGCAUGCGUAGACGUUUGACGUGUAGCGGAACGCAGCCUGCGUUGUCACUCCUCGCGUCCCUACUCACUUUGUUCACGCUGGUCCCUCCCCGUUCCCCGGCAGAUUAGAUAACAAAUACACCAUCGGCCGCUGCGUAUUUGCCUCUCGCACCCGCGCUCCCCCGCCACCCCCGUUCCAACCCAAAGGCCCGUCCGUUCCUCGGACGCCGCGCCCCGCGCGUCCCGCUUAAACCCCGCAGCGAGCGAUAACCAGCAGUGCAGCACCGCCACCGCCGCCGCUCAGCAACGCGGCGCACUAAACCGGUGUAACAGCACGUACGUGUCGUGUUGCACGGUUGAGCAGUUGCCGCUCCCGUUCUCGUUCGCGCGGCCGCCAUGGUGGCCGGGCGCGUCAAGGCGGCCAUGGGCUUCCAGCGCAGCCCCAAGUCGCCGGCGCCGGAGGCGGCGUCCCCCUCGCGGACGCCCACCCGGGCGCCCUCGUCGGGCUCGGCGCCAUCCAAGGCGUCGUCGCUCGCGCGGUCCUUCGGCGCCUACUUCCCGCGCUCGUCCGCGCAGGUGCGCCCCGCGGCCGCCCGCGCGCCGCCGCAGGUCGCCGAGCUGCUGCGCGCCAUCGAGCUGCUCCAGGAGCGGGAGGCGCGCCUCCGCGUCGAGUUGCUGGAGCAGAAGAUACUCAAGGAGACCGUCGCCAUCGUGCCGUUCCUGGAGGCCGAGCUCGCGGCCAAGAAGACCGAGCUCGAGAGGUGCAGGGAGACCGCGGACCGGCUGGAGGCCGAGAACGCGCGGCUGUGCGCCGAGCUCGACGCCGCCGCGCUCGAGGUCACGAGCAGGAAGCAGAGGAUAGUCGAGAUGGAGAAGGAGAUGGCGGAGCUGAGGAGGCAACAUGAAGCGGCGGCGGCGGCCGAUGACUGCUCCUCGUCCGCUUCGGCGUCCAACGAGCACCUCGAGAGCUCCAGUGCCGCGCCACAUCACGCGAGUUCAGCUCAACCUGGAGCUGAGCGGCCGUACAUCCCGCCGCCUCCUCCGGCGCCACCAACGCCUUUCAAGUCCAAGUCCUACUUCUCGGCGUCGUCGACCCCUUCACCCGCAAGUUCGUCGCCACCCUCGCCGUCUUCCUCCACGUCAACCUCACCAUCGUACUCCCGCUCGUCCUCGGACACGGCGACCGCACCAAGACCCCGCGUGCCAGACCUCUCGAAGCUGCCGCCGAUACCUCCGCCUCCACCGCCUUGCCCUCCUCCUCCACCGCCACCGCCGCGCAGCACGAGCAAGCGCUCCUCGCCCUCCGGUCCACCCGCCGCUUCGCCGCCGCCGCCGCCGCCGCCUCCCCCUCCAUCGAGGAGGCCGUUCGGCGCCGCGUUCCCGCCGGCGUGCGCGUCGGGGCAAUGCGUGAGGCGCGUGCCGGAGGUGGUGGAGUUCUACCACUCGCUGAUGCGGCGGGAGUCCAAGAGGGACGGCUGCGCCGCGAGCGAGGCCGCGAACGGCGGCGGCGUGGCGGCGGCGCGCGACAUGAUCGGCGAGAUCGAGAACCGGUCGGCUCACCUCCUCGCGAUCAAGUCGGACGUGGAGAGGCAGGGCGACUUCAUCCGGUUCCUGAUCAAGGAGGUGGAAGGCGCGGCGUUCGUGGACAUCGAGGACGUCGUCAGCUUCGUCAAGUGGCUCGACGACGAGCUCUCGCGCCUGGUGGACGAGCGCGCGGUGCUGAAGCACUUCGAGUGGCCGGAGCACAAGGCGGACGCGCUCCGGGAGGCGGCGUUCGGCUACUGCGACCUCAAGAAGCUGGAGGGGGAGGCCGCCUUGUUCCGCGACGACGCCCGGCAGCCCUGCGCCGCGGCGCUCAAGAAGAUGCAGGCGCUCUUCGAGAAGUUGGAGCACGGCGUGUACAACCUCGCCCGCGUCCGGGACGCCGCCACGAGCCGGUACACCCGGUUCCAGAUCCCGUGGGAGUGGAUGAAACAGGACGCCGGCAUCGUCAGCCAGAUCAAACUCCAGUCGGUGAAGUUGGCAAUGAAGUACCUGAAACGGGUCUCCUCUGAGCUCGAGGCAAUCAAGGGAGGCCCUGAAGAGGAGGAACUGAUGCUUCAAGGAGUACGGUUCGCCUUCAGAGUACACCAGUUUGCGGGCGGAUUCGACGUGGACACCAUGCGAGCCUUCCAGGAGCUCAAGGAGAAGGCGUCCAUGUGCCGGAUACAACGGCAGAAGCAGAGCCGUCAUCUGCGGCAGCACACGCUCGUUGCUAGGACCUGAACAUCAGAGCAUCGCGUACUCAUAUAGUCAUAUGGUCGAUGUGUCAUACACCCAUCGUCUCCUCAUCAGUCAUCAUCAAGUGGCAUAGUAUGAUUUGUUGAUUUGUUUUUUUCCUUCUUUUUGCGAGGAUUAGUCGGUUACCAACUCUGCUGUAAAAUGCUACGGUACUGUAACUAAUGAACUGCCUUUUUUCUUUUUAGGAGAAAUCUUUGUUCACUAUAGCUUAAUCUUUUCGUUCCUCCGAUGGCUGUUUCUGUCAAAAGUGUAGUGAAUGGCUCUAUAAAGUCUGAAGCUAUUUGUGUGCCGCAGCUCUCUA
Messenger RNA from Setaria italica (foxtail millet), 2653 nucleotides. RefSeq names its product protein CHUP1, chloroplastic. Gene Ontology annotation, biological process: chloroplast organization. The record is from RefSeq and is a predicted model, not a curated record. Gene Ontology annotation, cellular component: chloroplast outer membrane. The transcript is spliced from 6 exons. Lineage: Eukaryota; Viridiplantae; Streptophyta; Magnoliopsida; Poales; Poaceae. The coding region runs from base 469 to 2337 and encodes 622 amino acids.